Molecule: messenger RNA, 943 nt
Organism: Terrapene triunguis (Three-toed box turtle)
Lineage: Eukaryota; Metazoa; Chordata; Testudines; Emydidae
Product: protein Daple-like
Exons: 4
Coding region: 567-899 (110 amino acids)
Biological process (GO): cytoskeleton-dependent intracellular transport; cytoplasmic microtubule organization
Cellular component (GO): cytoplasm; centrosome
Molecular function (GO): microtubule binding; dynein light intermediate chain binding
Source: RefSeq, a predicted model, not a curated record
CGAGGGACGCUGCAUCGCCCGCUCAGCUACACGGGGCUGCGCGUUGCAUGGCUUCUCUCGAGCGCAGGGGAGUUUCUGGGCCGUGCUCUUUUAUUAUUAUUAAUACACCCAACUUCCCCGCACGUCCCUUCCUCGCGCUGACAGUGCUGCAGCGAGGCGCGUGAGUUUCCUUUGGUUCCCCCGAGCGCACGCCUAAGAACCCGCUUCUGCCGCGCGGAGUAACUUGCCGCCGCGGAGUUUGUGCGGAGUGGGAGCGUCUCUCCGGGACGCCGCAGCCUGCUGGGGGAGUGACUAGCGCGCCCUUGCCGGGAGCGGGGGCGGACGGACCGGCCUGCAGCGGGGAGGCUCCGAUCCCUGGCGGGGCAGCCUGGGGAGCGGACUCGCAGCCAGAGGAAGCGGCCCUGCGCACCGUGUGCCCUUAGGGGAAGGGGGGAUGGACCUCGCAUUGUUUCUCUGCUAAGCAACUCCUGCCGGGCGCUGGCGCCGCGGAACAUGGGCUCUUCGCCUUUGUCUCCCGAGUGAGCGAGCCCUUCGCACGCUGCCUUUGUGAGCCGAGCCCCGCGAACAUGGAUGUGACCAUUUCCGAGCUCAUGGAGCUCUUCCUGCAGAGCCCUUUGGUGACCUGGGUGAAGACAUUUGGACCAUUAGGGAAUGAAAAUGAAGACAAAUUGACUAUGUAUAUGGAUCUGGUAGAUGGUGUCUUUCUGAACAAAAUCAUGUUGCAAAUAGAUCCACGGCCGACAAACCAACGUGUCAACAAGCACGUCGAUAAUGAUGUCAACCUCCGAAUCCAAAACCUGACCAUCUUAGUCAGAAACAUCAAGAUUUAUUAUCAGGCAGUCCUCGACUUUACGAUGUUUGACUUACCACGAAUGGCACUUACGACAUUUCUGAAUUGACACCCUGAUUCAACUAACGACAAUCGGUUUCAACUUUACGACGU